GACACGGGCACAGACACAGAGGGGCAGGUGUAGGGCCCCCGCCAUGCCCCAUUGAGCCCGCCCGCAGCCCGUCCGCAGCGCCCGCCCGCCACCCCGGCUGCCCCGCAGCCGCCGCCCGCCGCCAAGCUGGAGGAACGCCGCAAGCCCGAGCCCCGGAGGAUGGAGGACGAGGCAGUACUGGAUAGAGGGGCUUCCUUCCUUAAACAUGUAUGUGAUGAAGAAGAAGUGGAAGGUCACCACACCAUUUACAUCGGGGUCCAUGUGCCGAAGAGCUACCGGCGGAGGAGGCGUCACAGAAGAAGAGCUGGGCACAAAGAAAAGAAAGAAAAGGAGAAAAUCUCGGAGAACUACUCGGACAAAUCAGACGUAGAAAACACUGACGAGACAAGCAGCAGCAUCCUUAAACCACUCAUCUCCCCCGCCGCCGAGCGCAUCCGUUUCAUCCUCGGAGAGGAAGAUGACAGCCCCGCGCCCCCGCAGCUCUUCACCGAGCUGGACGAGCUUCUGGCUGUCGAUGGACAGGAGAUGGAGUGGAAGGAGACUGCAAGGUGGAUCAAGUUUGAGGAGAAGGUAGAGCAAGGUGGGGAGCGAUGGAGCAAACCGCACGUGGCCACCUUGUCCCUGCACAGCCUGUUCGAGCUGAGGACGUGCAUAGAGAAGGGCUCCAUCAUGCUGGAUAUGGAGGCUUCUUCCCUCCCACAGGUGGUGGAGAUGAUCGUUGACAAUCAGAUCGAAACGGGGCUGCUGAAACCUGACCUGAAGGACAAGGUUACCUACACGCUGCUCAGGAAGCACCGGCACCAGACCAAGAAAUCCAACCUGCGCUCGCUGGCUGACAUUGGAAAGACCGUCUCCAGUGCAACGCGCAGCCCGCUGGAGAGCUCGGUGCCCUGCCUGGCCACGCGCACGCUGGACGAUGAGCUGGGAGUGCCGCGCAGCCCCAGCGUGGGAUGGCUCAGCAGCCCAGCCAUGGCUCACCGAAACCUGACCUCCACCAGCCUCAACGACAUCUCAGACAAGCCUGAGAAGGACCAGCUGAAGAACAAAUUCAUGAAGAAGCUGCCUCGUGACGCUGAGGCCUCCAACGUGCUGGUGGGGGAGGUGGAUUUCCUGGAGAGCCCCUUCAUUGCCUUCGUGCGGCUGCAGCAGGCGGUCAUGCUGGGAGCGCUCACCGAGGUCCCUGUCCCCACACGAUUUCUCUUCAUUCUGCUGGGACCAAAGGGCAAAGCCAAGUCCUAUCAUGAGAUCGGCCGAGCCAUUGCCACACUGAUGUCAGAUGAGGUAUUCCAUGACAUUGCCUAUAAAGCCAAGGACCGUCAGGACCUGAUCGCAGGCAUCGAUGAAUUUCUGGAUGAAGUCAUUGUGCUCCCCCCUGGGGAAUGGGAUCCAGCCAUUAGGAUAGAGCCCCCCAAGUCUCUCCCUUCUUCAGAUAAGAGGAAGAACAUGUACUCGGGUGGGGAGAACGUGCAGAUGAACGGCGACACGCCCCAUGACGGCGGCCACGGCGGCGGCGGCCAUGGCGACUGCGAGGAGCUGCAGCGCACGGGCAGAUUCUGCGGGGGCUUGAUCAAAGACAUCAAGAGGAAAGCACCGUUCUUCGCCAGUGACUUCUACGACGCUUUGAACAUCCAGGCCCUCUCAGCCAUCCUCUUCAUCUACCUGGCCACUGUCACCAAUGCCAUCACUUUUGGGGGAUUGCUUGGGGAUGCUACGGAGAACAUGCAGGGCGUGUUGGAGAGCUUCUUGGGCACCGCUGUCACCGGCGCCGUGUUCUGCCUCCUGGCUGGCCAGCCCCUCACCAUUCUGAGCAGCACAGGACCUGUCCUGGUCUUUGAAAGACUCCUCUUCAAUUUCAGCAAGGACAAUGACUUUGACUACCUGGAGUUCCGCCUCUGGAUCGGCCUCUGGUCAGCCUUCCAGUGUCUCAUUCUCGUGGCCACCGACGCCAGCUUCCUGGUCAAGUACUUCACCCGCUUCACCGAGGAAGGGUUUUCCUCCCUCAUCAGCUUCAUCUUCAUUUAUGAUGCUUUCAAGAAGAUGAUCAAGCUGGCAGAUCAUUAUCCCAUCAACUCCCAGUUCAAGGUGGACUAUAUCACUCAUUACUCUUGUGCCUGUAAACCACUAGAUCCAGUUAAUAGCUCAUUACUUAACAGGACCAUGGUGCUGUCAGACUAUGAGCUGGUCUCUCCCUCCUCUGAGCUGGCCAACAGCACCAUUGACUGGGCAGCUCUGACAGCCAAGGACUGCUUGAAGUAUGGGGGUCAGCUUGUGGGCAACAACUGUGACUAUGUCCCUGACAUCACCCUCAUGUCUUUCAUCCUCUUCUUUGGCACUUACACCUGCUCCAUGGCCCUGAAGAAAUUCAAGACCAGUCGCUACUUUCCCACCACUGCCCGGAAGCUCAUCAGUGACUUUGCCAUUAUCCUGUCCAUUUUGAUCUUCUGUGGAAUUGAUGCCCUGGUUGGUGUGGACACACCAAAACUAAUUGUGCCAAGUGAAUUCAAGCCAACCAGUCCCGAGAGGGGUUGGUUUAUCCCACCUUUUGGAGGGAACCCGUGGUGGGUGUACCUGGCAGCAGCCAUCCCUGCCCUGCUGGUGACCAUCCUCAUCUUCAUGGACCAGCAGAUCACCGCCGUCAUCGUCAAUAGGAAGGAGCACAAGCUCAAGAAAGGUGCUGGAUAUCAUCUGGAUUUGUUCUGGGUGGCCAUUCUGAUGAUUGUCUGCUCCUUUAUGGGGCUGCCCUGGUACGUGGCUGCUACCGUCAUCUCCAUCGCUCACAUCGACAGCCUGAAGAUGGAGACGGAGACUUCAGCCCCUGGAGAGCAGCCCAAGUUUUUGGGAGUGAGGGAGCAGAGAGUCACUGGUGUGAUCGUUUUCAUCCUGACCGGGGUGUCUGUCUUCAUGGCUCCCAUCCUGAAGUUCAUUCCCAUGCCCGUGCUCUAUGGUGUCUUCCUCUACAUGGGAGUUGCAUCCCUCAACGGCGUGCAGUUCAUGGAUCGACUGAAGCUGCUCUUGAUGCCUCUAAAACACCAGCCUGACUUCAUCUACCUGCGCCACGUCCCGCUGCGCAGGGUGCACCUCUUCACCUUCUUGCAGGUGGUGUGCCUGGCCCUCCUCUGGAUCCUCAAAUCCACCGUGGCUGCCAUCAUAUUCCCUGUCAUGAUCUUGGCCCUGGUGGCAGUCAGAAAAGCCAUGGACUACCUCUUUUCCCAGCAUGACUUAAGCUUUCUUGACGACGUCAUUCCAGAAAAGGACAAGAAGAAGAAAGAGGAUGAGAAGAAGAAGAAAAAGAAGAAGGGCAGUAUGGACAGUGACAAUGAUGAUUCUGACUGCCCCUACUCAGAAAAAGUCCCAAGUAUUAAAAUACCAAUGGACAUCAUGGAGCAGGAACCUUUCCUAAGUGAUAGCAAACCUGCUGACACAGAAAAAUCACCAACAUUCCUUGAACGCCACACAUCGUGCUGAUACAAUUCCCUUCCUUCAAUCACAUGCCAUGCCAAGCCCUCCACGAACUCCAGUAAAAGUUGUGCCUCAAAUUAGAAUAGAACUUGAUCCUGAAGACAAUGGUUAUUUCUGGAGGAGCAAGGGAACAGAAACUACUUUGUAAUUUGUCUGUCUGUCCGAUCUUUUACCAGUUCAUUUUGUCACUAGCCAAAUGUUGAGAAGCUCCCUGCUCCCAGCGGCGAAGGUAACGGGGCCCGCCCUGCCCCUCCCUGCCCACGCCCUCGGUGUUUCCCGGACUCCUCCUGCCUGGCUGCGGGGGCAGCAGCGCUCCGGGCCCGCCUGAGCCCCGCGGGAACGCCGGGAGCCGCUGUCUGUCUGUCUGCAGAGCCCAGCUGACCUCCAGGCUCAUUCCGUGUCUGCUCCCACUGCUGGAACGUGCUGCUAACCCUCGUGUAGGUAAAAGAGAAGGUACUUCACUCCCAGCACAGACAGACCAUUGCCAUCGCUGUAGCAUGUUUGGAAACGUCCCUUUCCUAUGCAAUUUUUUUUAAAGAAACACUUUAAUGGACUUAAUCCAUCAGGUACAUGGAAGAGUGUUAUUUUCCUAGAUUAUUUUGUUUAAAUUAUGGGGGCCUAACCUACGACUUUUUUUUUUUUUUUGACAAUUUUUUUAACCUUUUUUUAAUUACUGUAAAGAAAAAUGAAUUUUUUUCCUGCAGCAGGAAACAUAUAGUUAUGAGUAGUUCUACCUCUUAUUUCUAGAUGCAAGGCUUUCUGUAAAAAAUGUAUUGUACCAUAUAUAAUGUGAUUUUUACAAGAAACAAACCCAUGACAUCACACUGCAAUCUCCAGGAUGUGGCACAGGGCUGGAUCAGUUCAAUUAACACCUUGUGCUCCGAAGCAUCUGUUUUUCUUAGGGUUAAGUUGGUUCUUGGAGUUUUUUGUAAUGAGCGAUCCCUGCUGUGAAAGAGAUUUAAAUCUCUUGUGAUCUUAGAAGAGCCUGAAUGGACAGCUGCUGGUUCUAUCCCUGUUGUUGAUUUCUGACCUGGGAUGGCUCUGUGGUUUUCUUGGAACACCAGUAUGUCUGUAUGUGCAGUGAGAAGAGCCAAGGUGUGC
This is a messenger RNA of Melozone crissalis (California towhee), 4560 nucleotides long. RefSeq names its product solute carrier family 4 member 4 (gene SLC4A4). Gene Ontology annotation, cellular component: plasma membrane; basolateral plasma membrane. The record is from RefSeq and is a predicted model, not a curated record. Gene Ontology annotation, biological process: transmembrane transport; regulation of intracellular pH; monoatomic anion transport. NCBI's taxonomy places the organism in Eukaryota, Metazoa, Chordata, Aves, Passeriformes, Passerellidae. The coding region runs from base 160 to 3465 and encodes 1101 amino acids. Gene Ontology annotation, molecular function: sodium:bicarbonate symporter activity; solute:inorganic anion antiporter activity; monoatomic anion transmembrane transporter activity. The transcript is spliced from 27 exons.